Purpureocillium takamizusanense is the source of this 2862-nucleotide messenger RNA. RefSeq lists its product as uncharacterized. Bases 389 to 2674 code for a protein of 761 amino acids. Lineage: Eukaryota; Fungi; Ascomycota; Sordariomycetes; Hypocreales; Ophiocordycipitaceae. The transcript has a single exon. The record is from RefSeq and is a predicted model, not a curated record. Gene Ontology annotation, biological process: replication fork processing; double-strand break repair; mitotic intra-S DNA damage checkpoint signaling. Gene Ontology annotation, cellular component: nucleus; Holliday junction resolvase complex. Gene Ontology annotation, molecular function: nuclease activity; DNA binding.
CUUACAAAAGACACCGGACAUCAUCAUCAUCAAUCAUCGAUCAUGCACUACCAUGCCCACUGUUCCACGGGUGGGCGCGCAGGUGGGGCUGGGCACGUGACCUUCGCGUUCAUAGCGCGAUGGGCUGCCCCUCGGCGUCACGCCCGGCGCGAUUGCCUACCUAAACCUAAAUACGGACUCAGUGCAGUCAAGUGAAGUGCAUCCCGGGAGGGCAGGCGCACUCUUCCAGGCCCCUUAUGCGACAACCCUUGUCUGCCCGACACUGCAACCGCCACGACACGGAUCCAAGAUCUGCAUCUCGUGCUUCGCGUCCCGUGCCGUCCUACCUACCUACCUACGGCCCCUCCGUCUGCUCGCGAAUGGGCCAGCACGCCCCCCCAUCCGGACCAUGGCGCCGGACGUGAUCGACCUCGUCUCCUCGAGCCCCCCGCCGACCUCAAGGGCAGCAGCGGCAGCAGCACCAUCGCAGGCUCGCAACGACAAGAGUCACCCUCAGCGGCAUGUGGGCUCUCAUAAGCGCCCCUCGACGGAGGCACGGCCGCCCGCGGCAUCGACUGCUGCCGCCACCGCCGCCGCUGCUGUGAGCGUCACAGCCGUGGCCGACCUGACUGGGCUCUCCGACUUCGACUGCAGCGACGACGACAUCGACCUGCUCAUAGCCGCGCGUCCGCCCCCGAAGCGCCAGCGCACAGCGUCCCCCUCGCGUCGCCCUGCUGCACAACACGUCACGGCCGCGAUGCAGGCCCCGUCGUCUCGACCGCCGCUGAUUGUCGGACGCGCCGCUGCCGCACAGCCCGCGCGCAGGGAACUGGAGCCCAUUGAGGUGUCGAGCUCCAUGGAACAGCCGACGCCGCGGCCAAAGCAGCACGGCGGCUCGGGGGCCAUGUCGGUGCUUGCCCUGCCCGUUGUGAGCUCCGAUCCCUUCGCAAGCUCCCCGGAGCCGGCUGCUGUACUGUCUACUCUAGGAGCUGGGCGACAGGUGUCACGCGCGGCGGACCUGUCGCCUGAGGUCGCGCGCUCCAUGUCCUUGGAUCCGUUCGAGAGCUCUCCAACGCGAAACCGACCGUCGCCAAAACAAUCCGCAGGGGCUCCCAGGGACUCAGCGCGGGCUCGGGCAUGUGUCUGGCCGGUCCCUGAAGAGGACAUCGACCCCUUUGAAAGCUCACCCGAGUCUGGCAAUGCUCUAGCUGCCACCCAUGAGUCCCUGAGCCGCGCCGCGACGCAAUCACCCAUCUCGUUGUCCCUCGCCAGGACUACUGCUGGGCCACGUUCCUCACGGUCAGGCGCAUCCCGGCCCAAUCCUCCGCCCCGCGCCUUCACUAGGGUGCUUUCCGAGACAGACGUCAUCAGCAUUGACGACUCGGACUCGAAUGGCUCCGAAGGCAGCGAGUUGGCCGACAUUGCCAGCAUCGACAUCACCAAGCGACCGCUCAAACCCCGGUCCCCUCUUCGGCGCUCCCGCAGCGACAACAUCAUCGGCAAGUCUCGUCUGACCAAUCCAGCGGCCAGGCACGGCGCCAAACCGUCCAUCGACAAGGCCGCUCGGGAAGCCGCCAAGGCUGCCGAAAAGGAGCGCAAGAAGCGGGAGCGGGAGCGCAACAAGGAGGCAAAAGCGCGGGAGAAGGAGCGCGCGGCCGCGCUCGCAGAGGUCAACAAGCUGCGGACGGACAAGAAGGUGUCGACGCCCGAAAUGAUUGUCGACCUGCCAGCAUGCCUGGCCCCCGACCACAGGGUGCAGGUCGAGACGCUCCUCGAGGGGCUCGACGUCGAGUUUGCGACCUGGGACAGUGGUGACCAUCCCGUCAUCAAGUGGCGCCGCAAAGUGAGGAGCCGCUUCGACGAGGAUCUCGGGCGCUGGGAGCCGAUCCCCGCGCAUGUCCGCGACGAGAAGCACGUCCUCACGAUUCUCAACGCCAACGAGUUCGUCAGCCUCGCGACGCGGGACGCGCUUGACGGCCACGUCGGCAACAUCAGGGACAAGUUCCCUCACCACCACAUCCUGUACCUGCUGCAGGGAAUGACGCCCUGGAUGCGCAAGAACCGGAACCUGCGUAACAGGCAGUUCACCUCGGGCGUCCGCGCUGCCGCUGUCCACGCGCAGCAGCAGCAGCAGCAGCAGGGUGCCAUCCUCUCCUCCUCCUCCGCCACCACUACCGCCGCCAGCAGUCGCGGUGGCCGGUCCACGGCGGCCGCCGCCGCGUACGUGUCCGAAGACAUGGUCGAGGACGCACUGCUGCGCCUGCAGGUCGUGCACGACGUCUUCAUCCACCACACCGCCGUGCCGGCCGAGACGGCCCGCUGGGUGGCCGCCUUCACGCAGCACAUAUCCACGAUACCUUACCGCCGGCAGAGGGACCACGCCACGGCGGCGGCGGGCUUCUGCAUGGAGAGCGGGCAGGUGCGCACGGGGAAGGACGCGAGCGACACGUACGUGCGCAUGCUGCAGGAGAUUGUGCGCAUCACAGCACCCAUUGCGUACGGCGUGGCGGCCGAGUUCGACAGCGUGACCAAGCUCGUCCACGGGCUCGAGGCCGGCGGGCCGGACAGGCUGGACAAGGUGCACAAGAGCGCAAACAGGGACGGGCAGCUGUCGGACCGGACCAUUGGACCGGCCGUCAGCAGGAGGAUCUGCAAGGUCUUUACGGGCCGUGACGAGACGAGCACGGAUGUAUAAAUGUAUUAUUGUACGGUGGACAAGGAGCAACGUGGGGGGCACUUUUUAGAUGGCGAUGUCCCCCGUCUGCCUACGGACAUGAUGAAUCACACGAGUACUUAUGGUAAAUAGAGUAGAGUAUAGACGCGACGAAUCGCCUGCAUGAAGGCGUGAAAGCCGAGAUACCUGAUUGUAACGCGAGUUAGCAU